Cryptomeria japonica (Japanese cedar) is the source of this 1585-nucleotide messenger RNA. RefSeq lists its product as uncharacterized. The transcript has 3 exons. The coding region runs from base 742 to 1377 and encodes 211 amino acids. NCBI's taxonomy places the organism in Eukaryota, Viridiplantae, Streptophyta, Pinopsida, Cupressales, Cupressaceae. The record is from RefSeq and is a predicted model, not a curated record.
AGCUUUUUCUGUUGCUUUCCACUCAAUCUCAAGUUAAGUAUCAGAUAUGCCAGCCCACCGCCCACGUUCGUUUUUAUUUUCAUCUAAAUACAGAGUGAUGAGGCCCACGUAGAUUGCAACUUGUAUUUAAACAAGGAAACCUUGCUGUUCAUCUGCCAGGGUAAUCUUAACUUGCCCUAGGUGUAGGUAGUCCGUUUUACGGAGCUUCUAAAUCAGGAAGGAGGGAGGAAAUUGCCCUAGCCGCCGCAGUUGAAGCCGACUCUGAAUCUUGCUUGAAGUCUACAAGAGCCAUCUUUUUAAGAAGAGCCAUUUCUUUUGUGUGUAGGUGACUGGGAUUCUGUGUUUGGGAGGAUCGAAUCGUUGCUUUGAAUGGUGGGCAGUACAUUGAUGCAGCUUCAUCGAUCGGUGGUGAACAAGGGAUCGAGUCCUGAAGGCCGUUCCCAGCCUCUCAUCACAAUCUAUUCACGCAUGCACCCUAUACCAACACAAAUCUUGCCAUUCUUGGCCUGCCGCGCCAGUGCUUGUGCAACUUUCAAAUUCGGGGUUUGCAAAGAAGGUUGGUACUAUCGCUGCAUUGGAGUUGAUCCUUAGACAUUUGCUCUGUUCUGUUUGCUCUGCUUUGCCUUUUAGCAUUUAUAGUGUUCCCAUGAGAGCGUCUUGGUUCUGAGGAGGCAGAGCCAUCGGCAGGGGCGGCAUCAUCAUCAUCAUCAUAACUAUUUAGUGAGAUUUUCUGACCUGAAAAUGGCAAAGUGGGAGAUGUCAAAGGUGAGCUCUUUCGUCUCUGCUCCGAGUAUGACAAACCCUAACCCUAAGCAAUCCAGCCCUACAAAGAGGGAUGCGAAGAGUAAAACGGGAAAUCCUAAAAGGUUUUCCGAGUUGAAAUCUUUUCCGAGCGUUGCACCUGGAGCCCCAUCUGCAGGCAGUGCUGCUCGUCAAUUCCCCAAGUCGCCGCUGGCUUCCAUGCUUAAGAAGAAUCAGGGAAAGGGAAAUGAGGCUAACCGUCUGCUGGUGACCAUUAAUGUAUUGGGCAGUGCUGGCCCCUUGAGGUUUUUGGCGAGUUCUGAUGAUCCAGUGCAGAAAUUAAUAGAAACUGCCCUUAAAUCUUAUGCUCGAGAAGGCCGUUUGCCCGUUUUUGGACAUAACGCCAAGCAGUUCGAACUACAUUGUGCUAAUAGCGGCUAUGGUCAAGCUUUGGAACCAUCCCAAAUAACUGGAGCUUUGGGAACAAGGAACUUUCUGCUAUGCAAGAAAAAUGAUUCUAAACUUGAGCAAGAAGAGGAGAAAGUUACCAGCGCAUCUCAUCAUCAUCAAAAGACCAACUUGUGGAAGAAUUGGUUGAGCACCAUGAGCUCGGGCUUUGGAAUUUCUUCUCAUUGAUCUGCCAUAUUUGAUUGGCUGUCUUAAGCUAUUUGUAGAUAUGGUUGCUAUCAUUCUACUAUUAGACUGCCCUUCUAACAUUGAGAUCUUGUGGGCUUAUGAUACAUUUCUGGUUGUUAAAUAUGUUGAUGCUAAGAUUUUGUGGGCUUACGAGCCAAUUUGGUUGUCAAAUAUGUCGAUUCUUAUAUUAUGUUGACCAUUUCUUGCA